Macrosiphum euphorbiae (potato aphid) is the source of this 426-nucleotide messenger RNA. The record is from the annotation of a GenBank genome assembly. Lineage: Eukaryota; Metazoa; Arthropoda; Insecta; Hemiptera; Aphididae.
AUGAAAUGUUUUAUGAUUCUGAAUGUCAAAGGGAUGGCAAAAAUUAAUGAUAAUAUAAAGGCAGUGAUUCCUAAAAUAAUAUCAAAAGAUGUUCAAUUAUUAUUCGUCCUGGACGAAAGCACGUUGAGUGACCACAACUAUAUCGAGUUUACAGUAAAACACCAAGCAGUCGAGGAUUCUCCGCCGACCAUCUACAGAACAAAUAUAGGAGAAUUAGAAAAAGCCAUAGAGGAAGGGCGCUUCGGCGUACCGGAAAUUAACAACAUGAACGCCAACAAAAGUUCAGAGGCAAUAGUACAAGCAAUCCAUGAAAAAUGCACGACUAUGAUAGACCCACGGGCAAAACGCCGGAGAUCAGUGCACUGGUGGACUCACGAGAUCGCGGGCCUACGCAAGGAUGCCAACCACGCUAGGAGAGUAUACUAG